AUUGGCUGGUGUGUUGUGCAGCAAGGAGGGAAGUGUCGUGAUUGGCUGAGCGGUUUGUUGUCAGUGUGGGUCAGCAGAGAGCAGCUUCGUAUUUUAACUUUCCACGAGGCUUUGGGAUAAAUAACGAGACAGCCAUGCCAGCGUCGCCGAUGCGCAGGCGGCGAUCUGCGCGGCGGCUGCGGUCCGGCGUGCAGCAGGAGGAGGAGGAGGAGUGGUGCCCCGCUGCCACCUUUGCCUUUCCAGAGUCCCCGCCACUGUUGGAGCCGAAGAGGUCAGAGAAAAUGGUCACAACAGAAAAAAAGCUCCGGCGACAGACCAUGAUGCCGAGACAAGCCGCUGCCGCCGUUGCCUCCCCGACCCUAAGCCAGCGCCGCACACGUAGGCAGUCCAUGAUGCCGGUCAAGCUGCGCACCUCCCCGCCAGGCACCAAGGUCAAGGUCUCAAAGGCCAAACCAUCCGCCUUGCCCACGGUCAAGUCGAAACGGAAAUUGACGGAGGAAAUUUUGACUCUGGAGGAAUCACCGGUGUCGAAGAGAAGGCGUGUUGUCCCCAUCUCAAAGUCCAGCACUCAGGUGAAAACAGCAGCCUCACCAACACCCUCCAAGCAACACAAAUCCAUGAGUGCUCUCCCGGCACCCCGCAGCACACGCAAGGCUCAGAGUAAGACCGCAUCGCCGCGUACACCGCCUCUCGAGUCAUCACGCAGGAAGACACCAGCCAGGAAGCGAGCCUUGUCCCCUGCAAAGGCCACACCCUCGCCGCCGAAGAGGAGAGCCACGUCGCGUUCGAAAAGCGAGUCCCAGUUUGUCCGCGGGAAGUCCCUCACUCGGAGCCAGAAGAAGAAGACCACUGCACCGAAAAGCAAGUCCUCCGUCCAUAUCAAGUCCCCCAUCGCUAAGAAACUGGACCCCUCCCCUAAGAAGAAGUCGGAUAAGAAGCAAUCCGCAGCCUCUCUCAAGCGUUCACCAAAGUCCCCGGCCUCCCCCGCCAGAAAGAAGGCAACCUCGGCAACCACUCCAAAGAAAACGGGGAAGACGGGACUGAAGAAAAUGGCAUCCUCCUCUACAGCGACACCUCCCGCACCACCACCGCCGAAAAGUGCCAAGAAGUCCCAGAAGAAGGCCAGCAAAACAGCACUCAAGGAGACAGUACAAAGCCCCUCUAAGACACCAGCUAGCAAGAAAAAGACUCCGACACCCAAGACUCCGACAGCAAAGUCUCCACCAAGCAAAAAGAAAACUCCCGCCAAGACUCCUGAUGCAAAAUCCCCAGCGAGCAAGAAAAAAACUCCUUCCGCUUCCGCUAAAACUCCGCCCACUAAAAAAACACCCACAACCAAAACCCCAAAGAAGACCCCCACUGCAAAAUCUCCGCCCAGCCAGAAAAAGUCGCAGAAGAAGACACCCACAGUGGUCACAAAGAAAGUCAAAUCGCCCCCCAUUAGCACGAAGAAACGCUCUCUCUCCUCUGCCAAGGUUGCAUCCCCCAAAUCCCCGUCUCCGCAGAAGCGCCGACUCGUGCGCUCGACGGCCAAGAGCCACAUGAGCGACAUCAAGACGAAGAGCUUGAGGGUGGUGCUGCAUGGGAUCAGUCCGCCCUCCUCCUUGGCCUCCUUCAGGAAAACCCCGUCGUCCAAGAGAGCUCCCGAUGCCACGCCUCCUAAAGAUCUCGGAGAGUCGCCCGACCUGCCAUCAGCGCGUAAACAGCUCAAGAGGAUAAGGGACAACAUCGCCUUCGCCCACGAGCGCCGCCACAGUGCCAGCGCCACGCCACGCAAGUCCCUCUCGCGCACCGCCAACAAGUCUGCCGCCAAGCCGACCCUGGGCAAGGUGGUGACGCAGGCCGACAUCCACGCCACGGCCACCGACAAGUGUGACUCCGACGGCACCCUGGCGAACCACUGUGACUCCUCCUCUGUACAGGACUCCACACCCUCCGCUCGGCCCCCGCUGCCGGCCACACCCAAGUCCUCCAGAGGCACUAACGUCAGGGUGUGUCACUUCAGCAGCAGGAUUGCCAGCAGCGCCUCGGUUCAGCGUCUCACCCGGGGAUCGGCACCACACAGCAGCACACCCAUCAAGGGGAGCGCAGAGGACAGCACCAUCCUGUCCGAGUCCAUGGAUGACAGUGUGGACGGCAGGAGGGCGGACACCAGCUCGGAGGGCAUGAACGGCGUGGAGGAGGACACCAGCAUGGACGAGAGUGUGGAGACGCAGGAGGCCGAGUCCACCACUCCAAGUCGCAAGAGUUACUGUAGUCUCAUGUAGUGUUAGAAUGACCUAUUUUUAGUCUGUUCUGGUGUUUGCCAUUGCCAGGUGUACCUUUGCAUAGUAUAUUUUAUCUAAUAUAGAAAGUUCUUAUAUUUAUUGAGUGAAGAAAAGACUAUUCUUAAAUUAUUUUUAUGGGAAUAUAAAGCUGUGGUUUUAUGCGAGGUACUCUGGGACCUCCCUCCACUGUGGCACUCCUGCAAGGACUGUUGGUCUGCUGACUGGCCUGUACCUGGGGCUGAGAGUGCUGUGGCCUGUGCAGGGACCUGUUCAGCCUCUUCCCUGUGAAUAUGGGAGCUAGGCAGGCUGUGUCCUUGCCCCAGCAUUUUUAAGUACUUAUGUAAACUGGGUAUUAGGCAGAGUUGUGGACCAGCCAUUGUGGAGCCUCUGUUGACAAUGCCAGGGUCACAGACCUUUGAUUUUGAUGAUGAUGCAGUAAUCCUCACUGCAUGGGCUUGUGGCAUGCUGCCCAGAAGCCAACUCUGCUCACAGGGAUUUAUCUGCGUAAUUAGUGGAGGAGGAGGCCAAGGGGUACCCAUGAAGCUCGUAGCUUUAGCAAGUCGCUGGAUCCUCCUGGAAAGUACCUGAUGUGGUAUAAACCCUUACAUGGAGGCCUGCUUGGGAGGACAGCCGGGAGUGGCGUCGCAGGGUGGGUGAGGCAACGUGACCCCGGUGCAUGCUCCCAUCAGUUGAUUGGUUGAACGGUUUUAAGUUAAGCAGACUGCAUGUGUGUCUUAUGUACUGUAGGAAGUGAACAAAGUGGCCUGGCUGCCACCUCUGGAUAGUUCAAAACCUGUGUUGUAAGGAUUGACUUCUCUCUCAUGACUUGUUGUACCUAAGCAUCUCGUCCACAUUCCUUCCGUUGCAUCAUUGAAGCUGACAUGUUGUUUUUAGGUCUUUUUGAUCUUCGCAAGUGCACUUAUGUGUUAGCAGCCCUGUUGGUAGUCCAGCAGCUGACCUUGCAAACACAAGUACAAAAAUGUGCAGUGACUUUUUAAGUAAAGAUUGUUACAUUUGC
Eriocheir sinensis (Chinese mitten crab) is the source of this 3285-nucleotide messenger RNA. Its product is annotated as nucleolar protein dao-5-like. The record is from RefSeq and is a predicted model, not a curated record. The transcript is spliced from 8 exons. Lineage: Eukaryota; Metazoa; Arthropoda; Malacostraca; Decapoda; Varunidae. The coding region runs from base 135 to 2267 and encodes 710 amino acids.